AUGAAUCGCAACAGUAACAAUCCUGAUCCAGGAUUACGUGGUCUAAAACCACCUUCGUUCCUGAGCACUCGGCUAGUCCAUCCGUGUAGAAAACACAUCAGCCCAUCUCGUUGGCAACUUUCCUCGAAGGCAGUUAGAAGAAUCUUGAGAUCCACUCUUUUAGUCCAUCUAUCCUUGAUCCUCCACACGUUCCUCCUACAAGUAUUUCCCUAUAUCCAUAGAUCGUCCAAGAUAUAA
Messenger RNA from Necator americanus (New World hookworm), 237 nucleotides. RefSeq lists its product as uncharacterized. Lineage: Eukaryota; Metazoa; Nematoda; Chromadorea; Rhabditida; Ancylostomatidae. The transcript has 3 exons. The record is from RefSeq and is a predicted model, not a curated record. Bases 1 to 237 code for a protein of 78 amino acids.